Messenger RNA from Prionailurus viverrinus (fishing cat), 7359 nucleotides. It is a transcript of the gene HMGXB3, whose product is annotated as HMG-box containing 3. The record is from RefSeq and is a predicted model, not a curated record. The transcript has 20 exons. NCBI's taxonomy places the organism in Eukaryota, Metazoa, Chordata, Mammalia, Carnivora, Felidae. Bases 2629 to 6411 code for a protein of 1260 amino acids.
CACCUCGCUGCACUGUGCCACCGACCCGCUGGGCCACCUCGAGUCGGGUCCUGCGGCUCUCGGAGCCCUGUUGCCACUUCCACAGAAUAGGUGCAGUAAGCCUUAGUGUUCUUCCGCAUUCGGAAGGGACGUCUGAGACCCCGAGAGGGGAAAGAACUAGCUCAAAGGCAAGCCAUGGCCCCUAGUCGAACCGUCAAAGGCCAUCUCGUGAGGUUAUGAGGAGCAUCUGAAAGAACAAAGUGUCUCAGAUUUCACGUAUUGCCCUUAAUCCUGUUUUACAGAUGAGAACAGUGAGGCUGAGAGAGUAAGUAGGUUUCUCAAGGUCAUAGAGCUCUGUGUGGAUGCCGUUAAAAUGGGUAACUUAGAAUCCUGAUCUUUUGCCUUCUAGAGCCCUUGGUUUUAACCUUUAUAUUAUCCUGCCUUUUUUUGCACUGGUGUAUUGAGGCCUAGGGUCUGAAAAUCAUCUUAGACCCAGGUUAAAAUGGGGUAGUCAAACAAGCAAAAACCCAGGGCAAUCUAUUCCUGCCCCCACCCCAAGGUGGUUGUAAUGACUCUGUUUCCUAAAUUGUUUUUGCUCUGGGUGCUAAAACCUUAUAUGGCAUUCUCUACAGAUGCUUUCCUGCAGUUACUGCUUUUCUUUGCAAGACUCUCAAGGGCUGAAAAGUCAAUUGAUGAAGGGCAAAAAAAGGACAGUACCUACAUAGCCUUGAUUUGAAUUCUAGCUACCCUUACCCUGUGAAGGCACUGGUCUGUUAACUUACCCAACCAAGUUGUGGGUUAUAUUCUCUUCCUGGGUUGCACUGUGACAGAAUGCAGGGUUUAUUUGUUUUAAUGGGAAGGGAAAUCAUUAAAGUGACACAGAAUGAGAAAGAACCUUGGGAAUAAUGUGUUUUUGACUGGGGGUGUCUUUAAAGUUAUAGGUGACACAUUGUUUGUCUGCAUUUUCUAGGGGAGGGUUUUUAGCUUUCAUAGCAUUCUCAAAGGUAUUCUUGCCUUCCCCAAAUUUAGCAGCUUACCUGUUUCAGCUUUUUCAUCGCACAUAAGGAACAACUGAAAUUCGGGGUGGAGUAUCGACUUGUCUGAGAUCACAUGGUUAGAGUUGAGCCUUGAAGCCAGGUCUUCGUGCGCUGCUCAACAUGCAGUGCUCUUUUUCUCGUUAUACCUUAACCAGGUAACCUCGUCAUUUGCUGAGUGAGGUUUAAAUGAGAUGUGAGUGGGCUUUGUAAUACACAGAUGUCUCCUGUGUUUUCUGCUCUGACUCCCUCCUCCCAGAAACCUAAGUUCUCUUCUGACAGAUUUUCAGGAGCAACAACAGUGUAUCAUUUCUGUCUCAUAAAAUUGAAGUGGUUUCUGGAAACCUUUCUCCCUCUAAGGAUGGAGUCUUUUGGGUAAAACUCCUACUAAGAACGUAGCCACAGAUAUACUAGCUCUUGUGGCCACAAAUAUACUAGCUCUUCUUGAACUCGUCAUUCAGGUUUUUUUGUGCCUUUCUUUUUCUAGCAAAAUCUGUUCAUAGAUUUUCUGUUUCUUAGGCCGGACAGUAAUGUUGGUCUGUCAGAUUGCCGUUUAAACCUAAGCUGUCCAAUACUCUAGCCAUAUAUGUGGCUAAUUUCAAUUCAUUACAGUUAAACAAAACCAAAUUAAUUUGGUUCCUCAAUCAUACUAGUCAUAUUUCAGGUGCUUAGUAGCCGUAUUGGAGAGCACAGAUACAGAACAUUCCCAUCAUUUGCAGAAAGUGUACUGAACAGUGCUGGUUUAGAGGAUUGCCAGUGGAGAUGGGGAGCGGUGUAGUAUAAUGAAAGAAGGCUCGGAGAGUUGGCUUUUUCAAUUAAAAAAAAAAAUCUGUUAAGUCCCUAUUUGGGUGUGGUGGCCUUAGGCAUGUCAUGAAACCACAGAUUAUUAAUCUUUACUAAUGAACCCUUUAUUUUGUGUAGCACUUGACUAUUCUCAAAUAGACUUACUUCUAUGGUAUCCUUUGAGCCUUAUCACUGUAAAUCUAUAGCAAAGGUGGAUGAGACAUCUUUCUUUUUAUAUGUGAAAGACUCGAACCUGAACUAGCUGAAGGACCUACCUGCUCAAAGUCACACAAGCUGGCAGAGUGUAAAGAAAUCUAUUACAUACAGCCACUUACUGCGUGUCUGAAUGAAUCAUUGAAGCAGUUUGCUUAAGGUAAUGAAACAUGAGAGAGGGUCCAGAACUUCUGACUCCUGGCUAAGUAUUCUUUUUACCUGUUACCAUAUGGAAUUCUUAUAAUGUGGGGGCUAUUCUUUGAGUUGAAGAAUUAUUACGUCCCAUGAAUGAUUAUAAGCAAAUGGGCUGUCUAAGCUAGUGAUCCUAAAUUUGCCUAGUCAAAGGAAUCACCUGGGACACUUGUUAAGCAUGCAGAUUUCCAUACCCUCUUGGAGAUUUCGGAUUCUGAAAAGCUGAGGUGGAACCCUGGAAUCUGUAUGUUUGUUAAGUACUCCGCCCGCCCCCCCUCCUCCUCCCAGUGCUUCCUAGGAUCUGCUGAGUUUGGGAAAUGACUGAACCUUAAGGCCUGGCAGAGAUAGGGGAUCACUGGAUCAAGUGCCUGCUGUCCUUUUUAGGAUAGAUUCUUGAAACUUGUUUGUGUUUGCCUUUGCUCUAGCCAUGGAUGCAUCAUAUGAUGGUACUGAGGUAACUGUCGUGAUGGAGGAAAUUGAGGAAGCCUACUGUUAUACCUCUCCUGGGCCACCCAAGAAGAAGAAAAAGUAUAAAAUACAUGGAGAAAAGGCCAAGAAACCCAGGUCGGCUUACCUUCUCUACUAUUACGACAUCUACUUGAAAGUGCAGCAGGAGCUCCCCCACCUCCCUCAAUCCGAGAUCAAUAAGAAGAUUAGUGAAAGUUGGAGGCUCCUGAGUGUGGCUGAGAGGAGUUAUUAUCUGGAGAAAGCCAAACUAGAGAAAGAAGGUUUGGAUCCUAACUCUAAGCUCUCUGCACUGACUGCUGUGGUUCCGGACAUCCCAGGUUUCCGCAAGAUCCUCCCCCGCUCAGAUUACAUCAUCAUCCCCAAGAGCAGCCUACAGGAGGAUCGGAACUGCCCUCAGCUAGAGCUUUGUGUGGCCCAGAACCAGAUAUCCCCUAAAGGGCCAUCUCUUGUGUCCAGUGCUGCCCCGGAGGCAGUGCCCAGCCAUGCAGGCAUGGCAGAGCAGUGCCUGGCUGUGGAGGCCCUAGCUGAGGAGGUGGGAGCCCUUGCCCAGCCAGGUGCUGUACAAGAGAUCGCUACCUCAGAGAUCCUCAGCCAGGAUGUGCUCCUGGAGGAGGCUUCCCUGGAGGUAGGAGAGAGCCACCAACCGUACCAGACAAGCCUGGUGAUUGAAGAGACCUUAGUGAAUGGCUCACCAGACCUCCCCACCGGAAGCCUGGCUGUGCCCCACCCCCAGGUUGGGGAGAGCAUGUCAGUGGUAACUGUCAUGAGGGAUCCCAGUGAGAGUAGCUCCUCUGCGCCAGCCACGCAAUUCAUCAUGUUGCCUCUUCCUGCCUACUCAGUUGUGGAGAACCCCACCUCCAUCAAACUGACCACUACAUACACCCGCCGGGGCCAUGGGACAUGCACCAGCCCAGGUUGCUCCUUUACCUAUGUCACCAGGCACAAACCACCCAAGUGCCCUAUCUGUGGUAACUUCCUAGGAGGGAAGUGGAUCCCAAAGGAAAAGCCAGCCAAAGUCAAAGUGGAAUUGGCUCCUGGUGUCUCCUCCAAAGGUUCGGUGGUUAAAAGAAAUCAGCAGCCUGUCACCACUGAGCAAAACUCCUCUAAGGAAAAUGCCUCCAAACUGACUCUGGAGAACUCAGAAGCUGAAGCUCCUGGGAAUCGUGGUACGGCAGCCACGAAGACGCCGGUGGUCAAGAAUGGUGUGCCGCCUGAGGUCUCUCUGGGGACAACUGAGAAUGACAGUCCAGGACCAGACAUACCACCACCAGCUGAGAGGACCAGCACCUCCAGUCCUCUCCCUGCUCCCAAAAAGCCUGCAGGAGUUGACCCGCUCACCCCUGGGCUCAGAGCCCCUGAGCUUAAGGGCAAAGCUCGGGGCAAGCCCUCAUUACUGGCUGCGGCAAGACCCAUGAGAGCAAUUCUCCCAGCCCCAUCUAAUGUGGGCCGAGGCAACAGCAUGGGACUGUCCAGGGCCAGGCAGGCCUUUCCCCUGAGUGAUAAAACGCCCUCUGUGAGGACUUGUGGCCUGAAGCCAAGCACGCUGAAGCAGCUGGGCCAGCCAAUCCAACAGUCAUCACACAGCAACGAAGUGAAGCUAACAAAUGGCCCGGGCAGUCGGACGUCACAAGUAAAAGUUGUAGAAGUCAAGCCUGAUCUGUUUCCUCCAUACAAGUACAGCUGCACUGUAACGCUGGAUUUGGGCCUCGCUACUUCAAGAGGCCGGGGAAAGUGCAAGAAUCCCUCUUGUAACUACGUCUACACCAACCGACAUAAACCGCGGAUUUGUCCCAGCUGUGGUUUUAACCUUGCUAAAGACCGGACUGAGAAAACCACCAAGGCUCUUGAGGUCAGCUCACCGCUCCCAGAUGUGCUGAGUGCCACAGAGCCCCUGAGCCUGGCCCAGAGGGAGGUCCAGCGCCAGUCCACUCUGCAGCUGCUGCGCAAAGUCCUGCAGAUUCCUGAGAACGAGUCUGAGCUGGCUGAGGUCUUCGCCUUGAUUCACGAACUCAACAGCUCUCGACUCAUUCUGUCCAACGUGAGUGAAGAGACGGUCACCAUCGAGCAGACCUCUUGGUCGAAUUAUUAUGAGUCUCCAUCCACGCAGUGCCUACUCUGUAGCAGCCCAUUAUUCAAAGGGGGACAAAACUCCCUGGCCGGGCCCCAGGAGUGCUGGCUGCUGACAGCCAGCCGGCUACAGGUGGUGACUGCCCAGGUGAAGAUGUGUCUGAACCCUCAUUGUCUGGCCCUGCACAGCUUCACGGACAUCUAUGCAGGUCUCUUUAAUGUGGGGAACAAGCUACUAGUGAGCCUGGACUUGCUCUUUGCAAUCCGAAACCAGAUCAAGUUGGGGGAGGACCCCAGAGUGUCCAUCAGCACUGUUCUGAAGUCAGUGCAGGAGCAGACAGAAAAGACCCUGACCUUGGAGGAGCUGAGCCAGCUGCAGGAGCUGCUGUGCAAUGGCUAUUGGGCUUUCGAGUGCCUCACUGUCCGAGACUACAAUGACAUGAUCUGUGGCAUCUGUGGUGUGGCUCCCAAAGUGGAAAUGGCCCAGAGGAAUGAAGAAAAUGUGUUGGCACUGAAGAGUGUGGAAUUCACCUGGCCCGAGUUCUUGGGCCCUAGUGAGGUAAACGUGGAGGACUUUUGGGCCACAAUGGAGACAGAGGUGAUUGAGCAGGUGGCCUUCCCUGCCAGCAUCCCUAUCACCAAGUUUGAUGCGUCUGUUAUUGCCCCCUUCUUUCCACCGCUCAUGAGAGGAGCUGUGGUCGUCAACACUGAGAAAGACAAAAACCUGGAUGUGCAGCCAGUACCUGGCCAUGGCAGUGCCUUGGUGAGGCUACUCCACGAGGGCACCUGCAAGCUUGAGGAGAUUGGCUCCUACAGUGAGGAGGAGCUACGGCACUUGCUGAGGCAGUGUGGCAUUCCCUUUGGGACAGAAGACUCCAAGGAACAGCUCUGCUUCUCCUUGUUGGCCCUCUAUGAAUCUGUACAGAAUGGAACCAGAGUUAGACAGCCCCCACCUCAUCUCACGGGGGGUAAAAUCUACAAGGUGUGCCCCCAUCAGGUGAUCUGUGGCUCCAAGUAUCUCGUGCGGGGCGAAAGUGCCCGCGACCAUGUGGAUCUGCUGGUCUCUUCCCGCCAUUGGCCACCUGUCUACGUGGUAGACAUGGCCACACCAGUGGCCCUGUGUGCUGACCUCUGCUACCCAGAGCUGACCAACCAGAUGUGGGGGAGGAACCAGGGCUGCUUCUCUAGUCCUGCGGAGCCACCUGUGAGCGUAUCCUGCCCAGAGCUCUUGGACCAGCAUUAUACUGUGGACGUGAUGGAGGCUGAGCACUCCGUCCAGCACCCGGCCACCAAGACUGCCGCACGGCAUAUUGUCCAUAUAGACACACAGUCCAGUCUUGGUGACCCCAGUACCGGGCACCACUCUUCAGCCCUAUGCCCUGAGUUAGCACCCUACGCAGCCAUCCUGGCCUCCAUUGCAGACAGCAAACCAAACAGUGUCCGCCAGCGGCCCAUUGCCUUUGACAAUGCCACCCACUAUUACCUCUACAACCGCCUCAUGGACUUCCUCACCAGCCGCGAAAUCGUCAACCGGCAGAUCCAUGACAUCGUGCAGAGCUGCCAGCCUGGCGAGGUGGUCAUCCGCGACACCCUCUACCGCCUUGGGGUUGCUCAGAUCAAGACAGAGGCUGAGGAAGAGGGUGAGGAAGAGGAGGUGGCUGCAGUGACAGUAUAAGCCAGGCUCUUGCACCGGGACUGGGACUGCACCAUCUCAAGCCAUAGUGAGGUCUUUGCCCGAGGCAGAUCCAUCCAGGGAACCAGCGGGAAUGUUCACCUUUGGGGAGGCCUCUGAUGCUGGGACUGACCAAAGAGCUUCCCUUUCUGAGCAUGGUGGGGCACGGGAGCCAUGGUUCUCAAUCUCCUGGGGGUCAGGAGAAGCACCAGGACACUCCUUACUAGCCCCAGAGAGCACUUAGGGGAUAUAGGAUGUUCAACAGAGGGGAACGGAGGCUGAGAGAAUGCUGGUAGCGGAUGGCUUCCCUGGGGCCUGCUGCGGGUCCGGGUCGAGGUCCUGGGGUGGGCUGAAGCGGAGUCCGGCCUUCCGGGGGGGAAGGCCACUGAGGUAGCUCUUCCCACCCCAGGGAACACUCUUUCCAGCCCCUGUGGCCACACAACUUCCUUUUAGCCUGUUGCCUUUGACUUGGGGGCCUUUGGGGCCUCAUUAGCUCUAGGGGUCCCUUUGGGCUCUUGAUUUUCCCAGAGGGGGGAUGCAUUUCCUUCCUACUCUUCCUGCACCCAGAUUUGGGGGAAGCUGAGGAAGGAGAAACAGCCACCGCUCUCUUCCAGGACUGUCUUCUCUGCCCUGAGCUUUAAGGAAGAGGACCCCCUUCCUCCUUUCCCUGGCCACUGCUGCUGCACCCCACAUCUUUUCUGGGCCCUGGAUCCUCACCACAGAAGGGAUGUGGCCCACUGGCAUGACAUAACCUGGCGGCAGUAGGAAAAACUCCCUUCUGUGAAGGGGAAGCAGACUGGGCCAUAAGGAAACAGCGGGACUGGCUCAAGUGCCUAAGGUUUGCUUAGGGCACGGGAAUUGGCCGUGUGUUAUUUAAUUUAUUGAGAGGAGUGGAGUAGGUGGCUUUUUUCCCCUCCUUCCCCUGCCAAGAAUAAAAUUUAUUAAAUUAUC